This is a messenger RNA of Trifolium pratense (red clover), 1917 nucleotides long. Its product is annotated as alpha-L-arabinofuranosidase 2-like. NCBI's taxonomy places the organism in Eukaryota, Viridiplantae, Streptophyta, Magnoliopsida, Fabales, Fabaceae. Gene Ontology annotation, biological process: L-arabinose metabolic process. The transcript is spliced from 17 exons. Gene Ontology annotation, molecular function: alpha-L-arabinofuranosidase activity. The coding region runs from base 1 to 1917 and encodes 638 amino acids. The record is from RefSeq and is a predicted model, not a curated record.
AUGGCUUUCUCACAUUCCUUUCUUUUCUCUUUGAUUGUUUGUUUGGUCAUUUCUAAAUGUCAAGCUACUGCUAAUGUUAGUAUAUCAAAACUAGUGAUUGAUGCUAGUUCUAGAAGGCCUAUUCCAGACACUUUUUUUGGAGCAUUUUUUGAGGAGAUUAAUCAUGCUGGAGCUGGAGGAUUAUGGGCACAACUUGUGAAUAACACAGGUUUCGAAGCAGGUGGUUCUAGUGUUCCUUCAAAUAUUUAUCCAUGGACAAUUAUUGGAGACGAUUCAUCCAUUAUUGUAUCAACCGACAGUUCCUCUUGUUUUGAACGUAAUAAAGUUGCUUUACGUAUGGAUAUUCUUUGUCAUAGACAAUCAUGUCAACCCGGUGGUGUUGGUAUAUCCAAUCCCGGUUUUUGGGGCAUGAACAUUGAGCAAGGGAAGAAGUAUAAAAUAGUAUUCUAUGUUAGAUCACUUGGUCCAAUUGAUUUACAAGUUUCAUUUGUUGGGUCUAAUGAUACCGUCAAAUUGGCUUCAACAAACAUAAGGUCUUUUGGACUUAAAAUUGCAAACUGGACUAGAAUGGAGACAAUUAUUGAAGCUAAUGCUACAAAUCAUAAUUCAAAUCUACAAAUAACAACAAGCAAUAGAGGAGUAGUAUGGUUAGACCAAGUCUCAGCUAUGCCUUUGGAUACAUAUAAGGGUCAUGGUUUUCGAAGUGACCUUUUUCAAAUGGUGGCAGAUUUGAAGCCAAAAUUUUUUAGGUUCCCAGGUGGUUGUUUUGUAGAAGGAGAUUAUCUAAGAAAUGCUUUUAGGUGGAAAGAUACAAUUGGAGCAUAUGAAGAGAGACCUGGCCACUUUAACGACAUGUGGGGAUAUUGGACUGAUGAUGGAUUUGGUUUUUUUGAGGGACUCCAACUAUCAGAGGAUCUUGGUGCAUUUCCAGUUUGGGUGUUUAACAAUGGUAUUAGCCACCAUGAUCAAGUUAAUACGACUACGAUUUCACCAUUUGUGCAAGAAGCCCUAGAUGGUAUUGAGUUUGCUAGAGGUUCUCCCACAUCACAAUGGGGUUCUCUUAGAGCUUCCAUGGGACAUCCUGAGCCAUUUGAUUUAAGAUUUGUUAGUGUUGGAAAUGAAGAUUGUGGUAAAGAUAACUAUUUAGGAAAUUACUUGAAGUUCUACGAAGCAAUAAAACGCACUUAUCCUGAUAUUCAAAUUAUUUCAAAUUGUGACGGUUCCGAUCAACCACUUAAUCAUCCAGCAGAUCUCUAUGAAUUCCAUGACAUGUUUUCCAAGUACACCAAGUUCGAUAACGCCCCACGAUCCGGUCCAAAGGCAUUUGUUAGUGAGUAUGCUGUUUGGAGGGAAGAUGCUGGUGCUGGAAGUCUUUUGGCUGCAUUGGGCGAAGCUGCAUUCCUUAUGGGGCUUGAAAAAAACAGUGAUAUUGUCAGCAUGGUCGCCUAUGCACCCUUGUUUUUAAACACAAAUGAUAGGAAGUGGAUACCAGAUGCAAUUGUUUUUAACUCUUAUCAGAAUUAUGGAACUCCAAGUUAUUGGCUCCAACAACUCUUUACCAACUCUAGUGGAGCAACCUUGCUUAAUUCAACUCUCCAAAGUUCUUCUAGCUCAAUUGUUGCAUCUGCAAUUGAGUAUAAAGAUUCUCAACAUGGAAAGAAUUAUCUUAAUGUAAAGGUAGUAAACUUUGGAAAUGCUACUGAGAACUUUGAAAUCUCUAUAAACUGCUUAAAUUCAAGUGUUCAACCGUUUGGUUCAUCAAUGGUGUUGCUUACAUCUGCCAAUGUAAUGGAUGAAAAUUCCUUCUCAGAACCGAAUAAGAUUGUUCUCCAACGAACUUCACUUCAAAAUGCAAGUAAUGACAUUAAUGUUGGACUUCCUCCUUAUUCAGUUACAUCAUUUGAUCUAUUGAUUUAA